Geodia barretti is the source of this 855-nucleotide messenger RNA. The record is from the annotation of a GenBank genome assembly. NCBI's taxonomy places the organism in Eukaryota, Metazoa, Porifera, Demospongiae, Tetractinellida, Geodiidae.
AUGGACCGGCAGCUCGUGCGCGGUUACGUUGCACAUCUGGCCACGGCGGGCAGAACCGACGGCAAUGUACCCGCUGGUUACGCUCGGGUUAGCGUUGUCCGCAAGCUAACUGCGUUGCGCACAUUCUAUAAAUUCCUGGUUCAGGAGGGUUGGUUCGUCACAACCCCGGUACCAUCCGCCCGGUCUUUCCCCAUCAAGGUUGAAAAACCGCUGCCAUCGUUCUUGGGCAAGAACGAAGCGGUGCGGUUAUUGGCGGCUCCGGACGACAGCUCGCCCCUGGGUCUGCGCGAUAAGGCCAUUCUGGAAGUGUUGUACGCGUGUGGCGUUCGGCUGGCCGAGAUCGAAGGCAUGAACGUGGACGAUGUUUAUCCGGAGCGGCACGAGAUUCUGGUGCGCGGCAAGGGCGAUAAAGAACGUUGGACGUUGUUCGGCGAGCCGGCUGCGGUCGCUCUGAGAAACUAUCUGCAAGAUGGCCGUCCCCACCUGACCGCAAGUAGCGCCAGAACCAAUCCGCUCUUCGUCAAUCGUUACGGAAAUCGGUUGUCGCGGCGCAGCAUCGAAAAGAUAGUGCGUGGAUACGCCGCCCGCGCCGGACUCAAAGCUGGCAUCCAUACGCACACGCUGCGCCAUAGCUUCGCCAGCCAUAUGCUGGAAGGGGAUGCGGACCUGCGGGUGAUUCAGGAGCUGCUUGGACACAGCAAUGUGUCUACCACGCAAAUCUAUACCCACAUCAGCAAGCAGGAGGCGCGGCGUGCGUACCUGAACUUUCACCCCCUGUCCGAAGGUUCUGGCGGUGCAGACGUAGCGUCAGACGGCGUGGCAGUUGUCGACUCACAGGCUACGGAUCCGAUCUGA